Molecule: messenger RNA, 1341 nt
Organism: Uncinocarpus reesii 1704
Lineage: Eukaryota; Fungi; Ascomycota; Eurotiomycetes; Onygenales; Onygenaceae
Product: pre-mRNA splicing factor prp46
Exons: 1
Coding region: 1-1341 (446 amino acids)
Biological process (GO): mRNA splicing, via spliceosome
Cellular component (GO): precatalytic spliceosome; Prp19 complex; catalytic step 2 spliceosome
Molecular function (GO): protein binding
Source: RefSeq, a predicted model, not a curated record
AUGGACGUGCAAAAUCCUAUUACCCCGGAUCAAGCCGUGCGAACCUCCGUAAAACGAACCAUCGAUCUCUUCGGCUCAGACUAUCUACUAUCCGCUCCUUCGACCUCCGCUGAUGGUGAUUCUAUCGGUGUAUCAUACCGUCGAAAAGUAGAGUAUAACGACGUCCAAACUCUCCCUCCAUCCCUAGCGGAAAAACAAGCAAAGGCGACAGCUGCUGGUCGAAUAAAGCGUCCAAAGACGCGGACAGAAGGGGGCGCGGCGUCUUCGACCGCCCUCGUCAAAAGUUCACCCUCAACCGGUGGGCAGAACAAUGCGCCGACAAGUCUAGUUAGAAGACCAGCGGUGUCACAGCAACCAAAACCGGAAUGGCAUGCGCCGUGGAAAUUGAUGCGCGUUAUUUCUGGCCAUCUGGGAUGGGUUCGAAGCUUAGCUGUGGAGCCGAAUAAUGAAUGGUUUGCUAGCGGAGCUGGCGACAGAACGAUCAAAAUAUGGGAUUUGGCGACAGGGUCUCUUCGCCUUACUUUGACCGGACAUAUUUCUACCGUUCGUGGACUCGCCGUGUCCCCGCGCCAUCCUUACCUUUUUUCCUGCGGCGAAGAUAAGAUGGUGAAAUGUUGGGAUUUGGAAACAAACAAGGUCAUUCGGCAUUAUCACGGUCAUCUUAGUGGAGUGUACACUCUAUCUCUACACCCUACUUUAGAUGUCCUUGUGACUGGAGGCCGAGAUGGCGUUGCGAGGGUAUGGGAUAUGCGAUCCCGAAGCAACAUCCACGUACUUUCCGGCCACAAGGGCACGGUAACGGAUGUGAAAUGUCAAGAGGCGGACCCGCAAGUCAUAUCUUCGUCGCUAGACGCUACUGUUCGAUUAUGGGAUCUCGCUGCGGGUAAAGCCAUGGGUGUCUUGACUCAUCAUAAGAAAGGUGUCCGAGCACUCGCUAUCCACCCGAAAGAGUUCACGUUUGCGAGUGCUAGUGCAGGGAGCAUCAAGCAAUGGAAAUGUCCCGAGGGCGCGUUUAUGCAAAAUUUCGAAGGACACAAUGCUAUAAUCAAUACGUUGUCCGUGAACGAGGAUAAUGUUUUAUUCUCCGGUGGCGAUAAUGGGUCGAUUUCGUUUUGGGAUUGGAAGUCGGGUCAUCGUUUCCAGACGUUGGAGACUACAGCCCAGCCAGGUUCGUUGGAGGCCGAAGCUGGACUUAUGACUUCUACCUUUGACCGUACGGGUAUGCGAUUGAUAUGCGGCGAGGCGGACAAGACAAUCAAGGUUUGGAAGCCAGAUGACGAAGCUACCCCUGAAACGCACCCACUGGAUUGGAAGCCUACCCUUGGAAGGCAAAGAUAUUGA